Rhodamnia argentea is the source of this 1814-nucleotide messenger RNA. Its product is annotated as TBC1 domain family member 13. Gene Ontology annotation, biological process: activation of GTPase activity; intracellular protein transport. Gene Ontology annotation, molecular function: GTPase activator activity. The record is from RefSeq and is a predicted model, not a curated record. The transcript has 9 exons. The coding region runs from base 168 to 1484 and encodes 438 amino acids. NCBI's taxonomy places the organism in Eukaryota, Viridiplantae, Streptophyta, Magnoliopsida, Myrtales, Myrtaceae.
UCCCCAUUGGUCGUUCACCAUCCUUUGGUGACCGUCGUCGGGAUUUAUCAGUCCUCAAGCCUCUCGUCCACGAGGAAGAAGAAGGAGAAGAAGAAGGACACGGCGUUAAACAACAAAUCGAAUUGAGGGCGAAGUCCCACUCCGAAUUCACUCCGAAGAUUGAGAUUAUGGUGAAGAAGCGAGUGCCUGAUUGGCUCAACAGCUCGCUCUGGUCCUCCGCGCCUCCGCCCGACGACGAGCGCCUCCUCCGGUACGCUUCCAAGUACGCCGCCGCCGACAGGGACGAGCCGCCGGCGACGGAUCCCCCGGCGCCGGUUCCGCCUCCGGUCAUCGCGAGGGAGGAGCCUGCGGGAGCAACGAAAGCCGACAAUGAUGACGAGAACGGUGGCGCCGAGAGUCCGUCCGGGGAGGAGUUCGCCAGGCAGGCUCAGCUCUUGGCCGUGCUAUCGAAGAAGGUGAUAAAUGUGAGGGAGUUGAGAAGAAUUGCAUCACCUGGGAUACCGGAUAGCACAGGGGUUCGUCCCACCGUGUGGAAGCUUUUGCUUGGUUAUUUGCCUCCAGAUCGUGGGCUCUGGCCAUCUGAACUUGCGAAGAAGAGGUCACAAUACAAGAACUUCAAAGUGGAGGUUUUGACAAACCCUUCAGAAAUCACGAGAAGGUUGGAUAAAUCCACAAGCUGCGACAAUGACGAGUCGAAAUUUCAAAGGCGUGGCAUACUCAAGCGAUCAGAAAUAACUCAUGGGGAGCAUCCCUUGAGCCUUGGGCAAAGCAGUAUCUGGAAUCAAUUCUUUCAGGAUGCAGCCAUUUUAGAACAGAUUGACCGUGAUGUGAAAAGAACUCACCCAGAUAUCGACUUUUUCUCCGGAGAUUCAGCAUAUGCAAAAUCUAAUCAAGAUGCUCUGAGGAACAUAUUAACUGUGUUUGCUAAGUUGAAUCCUGGCAUACGAUAUGUCCAAGGCAUGAACGAAAUCUUGGCUCCUCUUUUCUUUGUACUGAGAAAUGAUCCCGACGAGGGGAAUGCGGCUGCCGCAGAAGCAGAUACUUUCUUUUGCUUCGUUGAGUUAUUGAGUGGUUUACGGGACAACUUUUGUCAGCAGUUGGACAACAGUGUCGUGGGCAUCCGUUCGACAAUUACAAGGUUGUCACAGCUUCUCAAGGAACAUGAUGAAGAGCUUUGGCGUCAUCUUGAGGUCACAACAAAGGUCAAUCCCCAGUUUUAUGCGUUUAGGUGGAUUACCCUCCUGCUGACCCAAGAAUUUAGUUUAAUGGACAUCCUACACAUCUGGGACACUCUCCUAAGUGACCCUGAAGGUCCUCAGGAGACAUUGCUUCGCAUCUGCUGUGCAAUGCUGAUUCUUGUACGGAGACGCCUUCUUGCCGGCGAUUUCACGGCUAACCUUAAGCUACUGCAACAUUACCCCUCUAUAAAUAUUAGCCAUCUUCUGUAUGUAGCCAACAAGUUGCGUUCUAAACCUUCAGGUUAAUUUAACCCCUCCUUAUAUCUCUUCUUCCUUGUUCCUUUUUUGGGGGGUUUUGCUUUUUCAAGUUUUUUGUUGGACUGUAAAUCCAUGUAAAUUAUUGGGUGUAAAUGUUGGUCGUUGUAGGAAAAAUUUCAACAUCCAAAAAUAGUCUCUGCUUUCGUCGGUUGUUAUCAUUUGAGUAGAGAGAUCAGAGAUUUUCCUUUUUUUAUUCCCCUGGUUUUAUUUAUAGGAGCCUGCACUGAAGAUUAAGAACUUCAGCUUUACACACGAAAAUGUAACUUUCCCUCUCCUCUUGUUUCUUUAAUGAAUUACAUGUGUAAUUUGUCGCAUUCA